Messenger RNA from Aspergillus affinis, 1473 nucleotides. RefSeq lists its product as uncharacterized. Lineage: Eukaryota; Fungi; Ascomycota; Eurotiomycetes; Eurotiales; Aspergillaceae. The transcript has a single exon. The coding region runs from base 1 to 1473 and encodes 490 amino acids. The record is from RefSeq and is a predicted model, not a curated record.
AUGGAGUGCGACAACAUGUCUUUUGGGGACAUUGACCAAGUUCUCUCGGACGACGGAGCUUUGCAACAUACUCCGACGAAAGGACAAACCGAUACGACUGAACUGCAAGACGCUUAUCCCAGUGACAUGUCCGAGACCGCCUCGUUGGCAUCAUACCGCUCAACCGAGUCGAACCCCAAGAGUAAGCAAGCUCAACAAUUUACUCAAAACGUUUUCCAUCCGUGGGGUGUGGUAGACUAUCACCUGUAUCUUUGUGGAAUCGAGAAGGGUGCGAAUACACACUCGCGACGCAACGGCAUGUACGUAUACGACGGGCUCGAUUGCCGGCCGGUACCCUACCGUGAGCUCUUCGACGACGAGGCACUUGAUCCUUCCAACAUUGGAGACGAUCCCAAAUUUUUGUCUUGGAUCCUGCCCCUGAGCAACGGAGCAUUCUCCUUCGGGGGGAGGAGCUAUGUCCUAGGUUUCGAGUACAGGAGCCGGACUCUCUUCGUUCGCCAGUUCCAUUGGCUUCCCGACGGAAUCGACGACAUUUGGUGCGUAUGGGACGAGGGAUUCACCAUGUAUCGUCUCUCCAUCCCCGAGUUGAUCGGGGUGCUGGAUUCGGUGCUCUCCGGCACGGCCGACGUGGGCAGGGGGAUUCUCAGCUGCCACGCCCUGGGUACGAUCCCCUGCACCGGUGACGACCCUGGCCUCGAGAUUCUCAUUACCAUUCUACUCUGUCAAUGGGUGAUCGAUUUUGCCGCAGUGUUCUCUGGCAUGGACCCGACGGCAUGCAACAAAUUCACCGAAACCCUCACCACCUACAUGGAGGGUUGCCGUCAGAUUCUGCAGCGAGCCUCGUACCGGGCGUGGUUUGCCUCCCGCGACGGCCAUACGCUGAGGGACUACUCCCGCAAAGGAGCCAUCGACAAGUACACCAAUGAUCUUUACACCUUCAGCCAGUCUGCCGAGAGCGGAAGUUUGAAAGACAAGUCAUGGUACGCACCAAGUCUUGACACAUGCAAUAUGCUCCGUCGUCGAGAGCGAUCUAUGAGAAGAGAACGAACGGAAUGGAAGCUGGAAGGUUUGUUCACGCGUCCCGUGGCUGCUUUGCCGGCGGAAUCCCCCGAGCAGGUCUUGGAGAAGAUGUUGGCAAGAGUCGAGCCUCCCCGGACACCUUCGCCGAGACAGUCUCCUGGCGAAUCCGUCUCUAGUGAUUCUUCCUCGGGUGAAUCUUCGAGCGUGCGAUCCCCGGAGACAGUGGCAACCGAGCCGUCGUUGGUCUUCGAAGCCACAGACUUUCACAAGAUACCGCUGGCCCUACUUUUGGAACGCUUCCUCGAGCUUGUCGAGACGUACCCGGGAUUGGACACUGCGGGCCAUCGCCGUCAAUUUGGAGGUUUCCUGGACGAACUCGGCAUCGACAUCGAGCACACUUCCCGCGAGGACUGCACGAUGGCCCCUGUCUUGGAAAGCCCGGAUGACCGUUAG